AUGAGUGGAUUCACAAAUUAUAAAAUAGAAACUAUAGAAUAAAGAGGAGAAGGAUUAACAUCAUAAAAAAGUUUAUAAAAAUAUGGAAACACAUUAAUAAGGUGAAUUAUAAAGAUAUAUUAUAGGAAUGAAGAGUAUCGAAUUAAAGUUAGUCCUCCAAUUACGGAAUAAACUAUUAUAAAUGAUUAAGCAUCUUUUCAGAAUAUUAUAGAAGCAAAAGAAAGAGGUAAAUAUAUUUUUAUGAUGAAGAAAUAAUAAAUCUUAGGGAAAGUAUAAAGUCGUUAAACAAUCAAAUAUAAGAUUAAUUGAAGGAGUUGGAAAUGUGGAAAAAUAAAUUUAGAUAAUUAUAAUCUGAUAAAGGUUAAAGUCGAAUAAAAACGAUUGGAUAUACAUCAAACGAUUUAGAAUUAUAAUAAUUAAGAGAGGAACUCAAUAAAUUAAGGCAGGAGAAUAACGAAUACAAACUUAAAAUAGAGAGAAAUGUAAGUGUAAUUUCAAAUGAUUUUGAAGUUAAUUAAUUGAAAUAAUAGAUCAAAUCUUUAGAAGAAUAACUUAGAUCUAAAUAAUCUUUAACUUAAUUUACAUCCUAGAGUAAUAAUUCUUACGAAAUCAAUUAAUUGAAGUAGUAAAUUAAAGUACUUACUUAAGAAAAUGAAGAUAUUAUAAAAGCUAAGAAUUUACUUAAUUAGUAAUUUCAGUAAUCUUAAAUUUAAUGGUAGUAGAGUAAUUUUAGAAAUACUUAAAAUUAAGAUACUGAUUAAUCUAAAGUAUAUUAAAAUGAGAGAGAUGAUUUAAAAAGAAAAGUUAAAGUUUAGGAAGAUCGAAUAGCAGAAUUAUAACAAGAAAUUCAAAGAUUAAAUUUUAAUUGCGAUUCUUACAUUUAAGAAAUAUAAUAAUCAUAAUUUAGAUUAAGUUCAAAAAAUUAAAAUGGUGAGAUUGAAGGAUAUUUAAAAAGGAUCUCUGCAUUAUAACAUGAAGUAUUAGUCUGGUAAGAUCGUUAUAAAGCCAUAUAAAUUUAAGAGUAAUCAUAUGCUUAGGAAUAAAAAGUAAUAUAAAAGGACAAUUAGAUUCUAUUUUUAUAAGAUAGAAUAAAAUAAUAUGAAAUUUAAAUAGAUUAAUUAAGAUUAGAGAUUGAUAAAUAGAGAAAAGAUUUUGAUGGAUAUAGAGUAGAUUAUGAAAGUAGAAGAAUAGAUUCAGGAGAAGUAGAGAGUUUGAAAAGAAAGAUAGCAGAAAUGGAAUCAGAUAUUUAGAUAUUAAUUGCUGAUCUAUAAGAAAGAGAUUAAAGGAUCAGUAUAACAUAAAAUUAAUAUGAAGAGGAAAUUAGAAUGAUAAAGAAUUAAAGUUAAGGAUAAUAUUAAUAUGAAAUUAAUAAAUUAAAAGAAGAAAGAGAAAAAUAUAGACUUGAUUAUGAAAGAUUAUCAAAUGAUUAUAUGAAUAUUUAAAGGUAAAGUGAAUAAUACAAGAGUAAUUCUUAUGAAGUAGAUUCUUUAAAGUAAAGAAUCAUUGAACUAGAAUAAUAACUUAGAAAUUCUACAAAUCAAUACUAAUCUCUUUAAAGUUAAUACUCUUAAAUGCAAAUUCAAUUUUAAAAUUCAUAAUAAUAAUAAUAAUCUUAAUUUUAAUUAAUUAGUAUUAGAGAAGACUAUUAAAAAUUGUAAUCUUAAUAUAAUUUGAUAUAAUAAGAAAAUAUACAAUUAAAAUAAUAGAAAUAAUAAAUUGAGAAUAAUUCCUAUUAAUAAAAGAAUAUUCAAAAUGAUUAUUAAGCAAUUUAAGAAAGAUAUAAUCAAUCAUUAAAUGAAAUUAAAUAAUUAAAUGAGUAAAUAAGGAAGUAUAGAAAUGAUUAUGAUUCACUAAAUCAAAACUAUAUUUAAUUUUAGAGAGAAAGUGAAAUCAAGUUUUCUUAAACAAAUACUAAAGAAAUUGAUAUAUUGAAAUCUCGAAUUUAAUAGUAUGAAUAAUAAAUUUAACAAUUAAGAAAUUAAUUAUCAAAUUAAGAAAAUUAAUUGGAAUAAUAAUUUAGAGAGAGAUUAAAACUUGAAAUGUAAUAGAUUGAGUAAAAAGUGAAUAGCUAAAGUUUAAUAGAAAUUUAGUAAUUAUAAAAUAAAUAUAAUUAAUUAAAAACUUAAUAUGAUUAAUUGCAAUAUAAAUAUAAGGAAUAAAAUAAUGAAAUAAUGAUUGUAAAAGAGAAGACAACUAGAGAAAGUUAAUUUGAAACUUAAAAUUUAAGGGAUUAAUUAUAAUCAUAAAAAUAAACCAAUAUAUAAUUGAAUUAAGAUAUUUCAAUCUUGAAAGAAUAAAUUCAAAAAUAUCGAAUAGAUAUUGAAUAGUCAAAUUAAAAGUAUGUUAUGAUUUAAAGGGAAAGUGAAAUGAAUAAAUAAAAUAUAGGAGAAAUUGAAAAGUUAAUGGCUAGGAUAAGAGAAUUAGAUUUUGAGUGUCAAUAAAAAAAUUAAAAAAUAAAUUAAUUUUAAAUGGAUUUGAGAAAUCAUGAAAUUCGAAUUAAAAAUGAAUUGGAAUAAUAGUUCAUUUCAAGAUUGAUGAUUGAGAGAUAAAAUUUAGAAAACAAUUUAUAGACAUAAAGUUCAGCUGAAACUCAAAAUCUAUAAUAUCAAUUGAAAUAAUUAUAAUAGGAAUUGAAUCAAUAUAAAUAAAGAUAUUAAUAAUUAGAACAAUAAUUUAAUUAAUCUAAAAUUGAAAUUACUUAAAUUAAAUCUCAAUAAUUUAAUGUGAAUUUAGAUUAAGUGAAAUAAUUGUAAUUUAGAAUAACCUAAUUAGAACAUGAAAAUUAAACUCUGACUGUUGAGAUUGAUAGAUAGAGAAAUAUUAGAUAAGAUUAAGAAAAUAAAAUUUAAGUAUUGAUUACUAAUAUCACUGAUUAUGAAUCAAAAUUACGUAUAUUACAAUAAGAAAAUUCUAGAUUAGAUUCUAAAACUAAAAAAUAAAUUAUAAUUGAAAAACCUAACGAUUAAUUUAUUAUUAAUUAAUAAUUUGGAUAAACAAAUUCUUAGUUGAAAACCAACAUAAUAACUACUACAAAUAAUGUUUAAAAUGUUUAAGGUAAUGGUAUAGUAACUAGAUAAUCUGGAAUUAAUUAAAUAAAUUAAGUUCCAUCUUCCUAGAAUUAAUAAUAUGAUUAGUAUAGAUUGCAAUCAUAGAAUGAAUUUAAGCAAUCUCAUUUUUCUUAGAGAAUGCAAAGUCCAUAACCUCAAGUUUCUAAUUAUCUUAGUCCAGACAAAAAGUAAAUAUUAUUAAUUAUACUUUAUUAGUUUCUAAACUUAGAAAAUAACAACUACAAAAAGUGUUAAAUAAGCAAUAAUGACAUCAACCAACUAAUGA
Molecule: messenger RNA, 3333 nt
Organism: Paramecium pentaurelia
Lineage: Eukaryota; Ciliophora; Oligohymenophorea; Peniculida; Parameciidae
Source: the annotation of a GenBank genome assembly